Messenger RNA from Quercus robur (English oak), 3061 nucleotides. Its product is annotated as protein BONZAI 3-like. NCBI's taxonomy places the organism in Eukaryota, Viridiplantae, Streptophyta, Magnoliopsida, Fagales, Fagaceae. Gene Ontology annotation, molecular function: calcium-dependent phospholipid binding. The coding region runs from base 864 to 2645 and encodes 593 amino acids. The record is from RefSeq and is a predicted model, not a curated record. Gene Ontology annotation, biological process: cellular response to calcium ion. Gene Ontology annotation, cellular component: plasma membrane. The transcript has 16 exons.
UUGUUGGUGGUGGCGGGUUGUUUUUGUUGAAGGUUUUGAGUUUUUUUUUUUUCCCCUUUUGUUGAGGUUUUUGAAUUUAGAAUUUGUUAGAGUAUCAGUGAUUGUGGUUGUAGUUUGUGGCGGUGGUUGUAGUUUGUGGCGGUGGUUCUUGGUUGGUGGUGACUGCCACUUGGCUGUUUGGUAGUAUAUGGAUUGGUUUUGAGUAAAUAUAUUAUUUUAAUAUUUAGAAUGAAAGAAUAGAACAUGUAAUGAGUGGAAUAUUACAAUGCGGUAUAAAUAGUUUUUUGGUGAGGUAUUUUUUUUUAUAAGAGAGCUUAUGGGAAUGCUACAGCGACGGGGACAGGUAACAGUGACAAAAAAAGUCCAAUUACAGCGUGUCAAGUGGGACAAAGUGUAUGAGAAAGCGUCUGUGAUAGGAUCCUUCUUAACAAAGUCCUAUUUCCUGUUUCAGGAAGAGAAAAAGAAAAUAAUGACUCUCUUCUAUGGAAUUUGAUUCCAUCGUGUGAUCAUAGUUCGGGACCUUCAAAGUUAAGACCAGUUGUAUUCAACAAAAGAAACUUCAAAGUUUCACAACCGUGUCAAGUCAAUUUGGCUUUUGCUACGAAACUCGUUCGUUAAAUUCCCUCCAAAGUUUCUAAUCAAAACAAGAGAGAGACAGUUCGUCUUCCCUAUACUCUGUGAGUCUGUGUAUAUGUAUAUAUAUCGAGAUUACAUAACAAUCCACAAUUCACAAUCUGGAUAGGAGAAACUUUAUCAAAACACGUUUUAUCUGUUACGUCUGUUACAUCCAAGCGCGUAAUAAGAUUUCUUUCAAUCAGUUUCAGAGAAAAAAAAGAAAAAAGAAAGAAAGAAAGAAAGAGAGAAUGGGGAACUGCUUUUCCGAUGUAGAGGGAGGUAAGCAAGCAGUGGGUGGGGCCCAACAAAGGCCCAAUAGUAUUGCUACCACCAACAACAACAAUGGCGGACACAACGAUGCCGUUGAGUUCUUCUUCAGGUCUCGUGGCAUUCAGCCUCUCUUCACUCAACUCGAGUUAUCUCUAUCUGCAUCUAACUUGCUUGACCGUGACAUCACUUCAAAGAGUGAUCCAAUGGCUGUGGUGUAUGCAAAGAAAAGAGAUGGAAAACUAGAGGAGUUAGGUCGCACUGAGGUUGUAUUGAAUAGUUUGAAUCCUGCAUGGAUAGAAAAAGUUACAGUUGCAUUCCGGUUCGAGAUUGUGCAGCCAUUGGUAUUUCAUGUAUAUGAUGUGGAUUCAAAAUAUCAUAAUGUACCUGUGAAGACGCUAAAAUUGAAUGAUCAAGAAUUUCUUGGAGAGGCUACUUGUGUUCUAUCUGAGAUAGUGGCUAAACAAACUCGGAGUUUAACCCUAAAUCUCAAUAACAAAAAUGGGCAUACGAGCUUGAGGAACUUGGGGGCACUCACUAUCCAUGUAGAGGAAACAGUUUCUUCAAGGAGUUGUGUUGAGAUGGUAGUCCAUUGUUCCCACUUGGAUAACAAGGACAUAUUCUCUAAAAGUGAUCCUUUCUUAAGAAUAUCUAGAAUUGUUGAGAGUGGAGGCUCUAUUCCAAUAUGCAAAACUGAAGUGGUGAAGGACAAUUUGAAUCCAAUUUGGAAACCCCUAUGCCUGAGCAUACAACAGUUUGGAAGUAAGGAUAACCCAUUAAUUAUAGAGUGCUUUGAUUUCAAUAGCAGUGGCAAUCAUGUGCUUAUUGGUAAGCUCCAGAAGUCUGUGGCAGACCUGGAAAAACUUCAUAUAGAAAGAUGUGGUGUAAAUCUCACCUUACCAUCUCCUCAUCAGGAUCAUGAGAAGGUUUUGAAGGGACAGCUAUUUGUGGAUCAAUUUUGUGAAAAGCAACAGUACAGUUUUUUGGAUUACAUUUCCAGUGGAUUUGAGCUUAACUUUAUGGUUGCUGUUGACUUUACAGCCUCAAAUGGAAAUCCUCGGAAUCCAGAUUCUUUACACUACAUUGAUCCUUUUGGCCGGUUGAAUCCUUAUCAACGGGCUAUAAUGGAGGUUGGGGAGGUCAUUCAGUUUUAUGAUUCCAAUAGGCGCUUUCCUGCUUGGGGCUUUGGAGGAAGAACAACUGAUGGUACCAUAUCACAUUGUUUUAACUUGAAUGGAAGUACAGGUGCCUUUGAGGUUGAAGGAGUUGAAGGCAUCAUGGCUGCUUAUGCAAGGGCUCUCCAUAAUGUUGCCCUUGCAGGACCCACUUUAUUUGGCCCAGUGAUUAACACAGCUGCACAAAUUGCUGGCCAGUCCGUCUCGUACAACAGCAACAAAUACUUUGUCUUGCUCAUUAUUACGGAUGGAGUCAUUACAGACCUGCAAGAAACAAAAGACGCUUUGGUCAGGGCAUCCGAUCUGCCUCUAUCUAUCCUUAUAGUCGGAGUGGGAGGUGCAGAUUUUAGAGAAAUGGAGGUUCUUGAUGCUGACAAUGGAAGACGGUUAGAGAGCUCUACAGGUCGUGUGGCUACACGUGACAUCGUGCAGUUUGUUCCAAUGCGAGAAGUGCAUGGUGGGCAGAUUUCUGUGGUCCAGGCUCUAUUGGAAGAGCUACCUGGACAAUUUUUGACAUACAUGCGUUGUAGAGAUAUCAAGCCAAGUCCUCUCCAUGCAGCCUCAAGCCCUCAACUUCUGCUUGACUAACAGUUACCAUGUUCACAAGAUUUAUAAAUAUGCUAAUUCUGAUCUGAUCAACUGAGAAAUUUUAGGUCUGAACCAAUCACAAGCUAACUUACCUGAAAGGAGCUCUUUAUUAACAAAUUUUUUAGGUCUGAACCACUAACAAGUUGUAUUUCCUGAAAGAAUUUCUUCAUAUCAUCCUAAAAGAAAAAGUACAGUUUUUUUUUUUUAACCAAAAAAAAAUAUAUAUUUUUAUCUUGUAUAGGUAGAAUUUAAAAUUUAUUCAACCUGUAUUUUAAGUAAACAAACCAAUGAAAAAGAAGUUACUUUUGCAAGGAGAGAGUAUCUUUUGGUCUAUGAGCUAGUUCCAUGGAGUAGGCCUCUCAAAAGGAUUUGUACCAUCCAUCCAUAAGGAAGGUGUUGGUGUCACGUUGUGGGCC